CCGGAUUCCCCUUUAACAGCAUUCGCUCCGAGUGGAGACGCGCGCGCGCGCGGGAGCACCACCAACCACAACACCCCCUAACGUCUCCGAGCCUCGCGAGGCGACGGGUCCAGUCGCGCUCAAUCGCCGGCCGACUGGGCUCGUCACACACUACCAAUCUACCAUCCGAAAGCCACCGUGCAACCAGACGCGCUGACUUCCGCUGGUGUGAUCCCCCGAUCGCGUACUGCGCGUAGCACAGCUCGCGCGCGCGCGCGCACACACACACCAGACACAGGCAGACACCACCAUCUCCCUCUCGCCCUCCCGCCUCCGAUCCGACGCGUCGAGCGUUUCAGCCACCGCUGUGCCUUGGCUGCCGGCCGGUUCUUGAUGUGGAGGGAGCGGCGGCCGCCGCCGCCGCUGCUUCUGAUAGUGGCCGGCGCGGCCCUGCUGGUGAUCGGCGCGGCGCUCGCGAGCGCGCCGCCGGAGGCCGCGCUGAAGGUCGGGUUCUACCAUGAGACGUGCCCCAUCGCGGAGGACGUUGUCCUCGCGGAGAUGAGGCUCAUCCUCAUGGAGGACGCCACGGUGGCGCCGGCCCUGCUCCGGAUGCACUACCACGACUGCUUCGUGCAGCUAGCUAGGCUCACGCACGCAUGGCGUCCAUGGAAGGGCUGCGACGGGUCGAUCAUGCUCCGGUCCAGGAAGAAGGGGAAGGCGGAGCGGGACGCGGUGCCCAACCGCAGCAUGCGAGGGUACGACGCCGUCGAGCGGAUCAAGGCCCGGGUCGAGACCGUCUGCCCGCUCACCGUCUCCUGCGCCGACAUCAUCGCCAUGGCCGCCAGGGACGCCGUCUACUUGAGCCACGGGCCGUGGUACGACGUGGAGACCGGGCGGCGCGACGGCAACGUCACCGUGGCCGAGUACGUCGAGAACGACCUGCCGCCGCCGGACUCCAACAUCGUCGACGUCAAGACCUUCUUCAGCGUCAAGUCGCUCAACUCCAAGGACAUCGCCGUCCUCUUCGGGUGCCACAGCAUCGGGACCUCCCACUGCGGGGCGAUCCAGAAGCGGCUCUACAACUUCACCGGCAACAUGGACCAGGACCCGUCGCUGGACCCGGCGUACGCCGCCGAGCUCCGGAAGCUCUGCCCGCCGCCCCGCCCCGGCGGCGACGACGACGGUGCCGGCGGCGAAGGGAAGGUCAAGGUGCCUUUGGACCCCGGCAGCAACUACACCUUCGACCUGAGCUACUACCGCCACGUGCUCGCCACGGGCGGGCUGUUCCAGUCCGACGGCAGCCUCCUGCACGACCCUGUCACCAAAGGGUACGUCGAGAAGGUGGCCAAGGCGGCGUCGCCGGACGAGUACUACGCGGACUUCGCGGCGGCGAUGGUCAAGAUGGGCCGCACCGACGUGCUCGUCGGCGAUCUUGGGGAGAUCAGACCAACUUGUGGCAUUUUUGUUGACUAGCAUACAGGUUCAGGAUGGCAUUAAUUGAAUCUGUCAACGUGUGUACUGUGCUGUGCAGUUAGCUCAGAAGAGCACGAGCUGUUAAAAUUGCGUAAUCCGGGAAUCCUGUUCUGUGCACACGGCCGUCACUGAUGGACUGAUUUGUCAGCCAUGAUAUAUUUAUUUAUCUAAUAUAUUAGUUAUAUUACUGUGACC
Sorghum bicolor (sorghum) is the source of this 1647-nucleotide messenger RNA. Its product is annotated as peroxidase 1. Gene Ontology annotation, molecular function: heme binding; peroxidase activity. Bases 373 to 1452 code for a protein of 359 amino acids. Gene Ontology annotation, cellular component: plant-type cell wall; plasmodesma. The record is from RefSeq and is a predicted model, not a curated record. Lineage: Eukaryota; Viridiplantae; Streptophyta; Magnoliopsida; Poales; Poaceae. The transcript is spliced from 4 exons. Gene Ontology annotation, biological process: hydrogen peroxide catabolic process; response to oxidative stress.